Molecule: messenger RNA, 3946 nt
Organism: Phragmites australis (common reed)
Lineage: Eukaryota; Viridiplantae; Streptophyta; Magnoliopsida; Poales; Poaceae
Product: probable LRR receptor-like serine/threonine-protein kinase At3g47570
Exons: 3
Coding region: 159-3356 (1065 amino acids)
Biological process (GO): protein phosphorylation
Molecular function (GO): ATP binding; protein kinase activity; protein binding
Source: RefSeq, a predicted model, not a curated record
UAGUGCCGUAGUCACGACGCCAGUCGACAGGAUAGUAUAAGAUGACCCAGAUAGAGGUGCAAGUGGCAAGAGCAAGGAUGCAAUAAGCUAACACAUGCAAUCCUUCCUUGGGUCAGAAGAGCAUCAGUGCUCUUGAAUGCCAGAGAAACUGCUUCAAAAUGUUUCCAGUCCUAAAAUUGCUUCUCUUGCCGCAUCUGGUCCUACUGGCAUCAGCUUCAUGUGCUGAAGCACUGCCGAGCAGAAAUGAGACUGACCAGGAUGCGUUGCUAGCAUUCAGGGCAGGUCUAAGCCCUCAGACAGAUGCACUGGCCUCAUGGGAAAUAAGCACUGACUUCUGCCGGUGGAUUGGUGUCAUCUGCAGCCACAGGCAUAAGCACAGGGUCUCGGUGUUGAAUCUGUCCUCCACGGGACUUGUGGGAAACAUAGCCCCUUCCCUUGGGAAUCUCACGCACCUGAGAAGUCUAGACCUCAGCUACAAUCUACUGCAUGGCGAAAUCCCUCCAGAGAUUGGCCAGUUAUCGCAGAUGUCGUACCUUGACUUGUCAAAUAAUUCGCUCCAAGGUGAAAUCCCUCCGACAAUUGGCCAGCUAACGUGGUUAUCGCAUCUCGAUCUGUCAAACAAUUCACUUCAAGGUGAGAUCACAGUUGGCCUAAGGAACUGCAGUCACCUUGUGAGCAUCAAGCUUGAUUUGAACAACCUCAGUGGCAGAAUCCCCGAUUGGCUUGGAGGUCAGUCGAUGCUUGAGUCCAUGUCGUUAGGGAAGAACAGAUUCAAUGGGAUCAUCCCACCAUCACUUGGCAACCUCUCACAACUGUGGGAAGUUUACCUCAAUGACAACCACCUCGUCGGACCAAUCCCUGAGGACCUUGGCAGGCUGGGUAGCCUUAAGGUGCUAGCUCUUCAAGUAAACCACCUCUCAGGCACCGUCCCAAGAACAGUCUUCAACCUUUCCACACUGAUCCACAUUGGUCUGCAGAUGAAUGAGCUUGAGGGCACACUGCCCUCCGAUUUGGGCAAUGGCCUACCGAAAAUCCAAUACCUUAUUCUCGCCUUGAACAAGUUCAAGGGAAGCAUUCCAGCUUCAAUUGCAAAUGCAAGCACAAUGCAAUCCAUAGACCUGUCCGGUAACAAUUUCACUGGAACCGUGCCUCCAGAGAUUGGGACGCUCUGUCCGAACUUCCUGUUGCUCAAUGGAAACCAGCUGACGGCUAGUAGCAUCCUGGACUGGAAAUUCAUCACGUUCUUGGCAAAUUGUACAAGCCUCCGUGGUGUCGCACUGCAAAACAACUGUUUCGGCGGUGUGUUUCCAAGCUCUAUCAGCAAUCUAUCAGAAAAACUCGUAAUCCUUGAUAUUGGAUUCAACAAAAUAUCUGGUAGGAUACCAGAUGGCAUUGGCAACUUUCCAAAACUAAUUAAGUUGGGGCUGUCUAGCAACCAAUUGACAGGCCUCAUUCCCGACAGCAUAGGAAGGCUGAAAAUGCUCCAGUUCUUGACACUAGAGAACAACCUAUUGUCUGGGAGGAUGCCAUCCUCACUGGGGAACUUGACGCAGUUGCAGCACCUUUCAGUAGAUAACAACAUCUUGGAGGGGCCUAUUCCAGUGAACAUUGGGAACAUGCAACGGCUUGUUAGUGCAACCUUUUCGAACAAUGCGCUUUCAGGCCCAUUACCCGGAGAGAUCUUCAGCCUAUCAUCCUUGUCGUACAUUCUAGAUUUGUCUGGAAAUCAUUUUAGUAGUUCACUUCCAUCUGAAGUUGGAAGUCUGACGAAGCUCACAUACUUGUCCAUCUACGGGAACAACUUAUCUGGAGUGCUGCCAAACGCUCUCAGCAAUUGUCAAAGCUUGAUGGAGCUACGUUUGGAUGACAAUUCUUUCAAUGGUAUCAUUCCUGUGUCCAUAAGUAAAAUGCGUGGCUUGGUACUGCUAAAUUUGACCAAAAACAGCCUCUCAGGCAUGAUUCCCCAAGAGUUAGGACUCAUGAAUGGCCUGAAAGAACUGUACCUUGCGCAAAAUUACUUGACUGCACAGAUCCCUGAGACCAUGGGACGGCUGACGUCACUGUACCGGCUAGACAUAUCCUUCAACCAUCUUGAUGGCCAAGUUCCAGCAAAUGGCGUGUUUACCAAUUUGACAGGGUUCUCUUUUAAUGGGAAUGACAAGCUUUGUGGUGGUGUUGAAGAGCUUCAUUUGACAACAUGCCCAACCGAACCAAUGGACCAUAAUCGAAGGAUACUCCGUGACAUUCGAAAGGCAAUCACUGUUACUGCUAUUAUCAUCUUGGUGUGCUUCAUCUUGGCAAUUUUUUCCUUCGCUUUAAAGAAGGCAUUGAGAUCUCCAUCCACCAAAAUAAUGAUGGUGGAUCCUCCUUUGAUGGAUGACAUGUAUCCUCGAAUUUCUUAUUCUGACUUGUACCGAGCAACAAAUGGCUUCAGUGCCAACAAUUUGAUUGGUACAGGACAGUAUGGAUCUGUUUAUAAGGGGACAAUUCUGCUAAAAGAGUUGGUAACUACAGUAGCUGUGAAGGUUUUUGAUCUUGAACAACCUGGCUCUUCAAAAAGUUUUGUGACUGAGUGUAAGGCGCUUAGCAAAAUUCGCCACCGCAACUUGAUUCGUAUCAUUACUUGCUGCUCUUGCUCUGACUUCAACCAAAAUGACUUCAAAGCUCUAGUAUUCGACUUCAUGCUUUAUGGGAGCCUUGACAUGUGGUUACAUCCAGAGGUCUAUUCAUUACGUCCAGUCAAUGUUCUAACUUUGGUGCAGAGAUUGAACAUUGCUGCUGAUGUUGCGACUGCACUAGACUAUUUGCACAACAACUGCCAGCCGACAGUAAUUCACUGUGACGUCAAGCCCAGAAACAUUCUUCUUGGGGAGGAUAUGGUUGCUCGUGUCGGAGACUUUGGCCUCACGAAGAUUCUCACAGAUCCGGUUGGCGAGCAAUUGAUCAAUUCAAAGAGUUCUGUUGGGAUACUGGGCACAAUUGGAUAUGUUGCUCCAGAAUACGGCGAAGCUGGUCAAAUUUCUCCAUACGGGGAUGUCUAUAGCUUCGGUAUUGUACUCCUUGAGAUGUUUACAGGGAAGGCGCCUACACACGACAUGUUUACUGAGGGAUUGACCUUGCUGAAGUAUGCGAAGAUGGCUUAUCCAGCGCGACUGAUGGAGAUUGUUGACCCCCUUCUGCUAUCCGUUGAGGCUGAACCAGGGCAAGUCCAUAGCGUCAUGAACUCUGUCACAAGGCUUGCACUAUCGUGCAGCCAGAACAGACCAAUUGAGAGGCUGUGCAUGAGAUAUGUUGUAGUUGAGAUUCACACAAUAAAGGCUUGCUAUGCUGCAGGAGGCAAAGUAGUUUAUGAGUGAUGCAACAUGAGUGCCUUUAAUCCCAUGCUAUGCUAUGCUAUGGUAGGAACCGAAGUGAGAAGAAGAUUGAGAAUUAGGGGAAUGAAAAAGGUUUCAAGAAAAGUAGUUGUUCUAAUAAAAAUUGCUUUGCUUGCUCAGCUGAACCUCCUUUAAUCUCAUCAAAAGUUAUCAAGAGCUUAGGCUCCACUUUUGCAAAGACAGCACCUCAGGCGUUGUCUGAUGAGGCUCUAAGCUCAAAGAAGUCUAAGACAGCUAUUGGUGACAAAUGUUCAACUACUGAGGAAGAGAAUGAUCUCCAGCAUAAAUCAGGUUCUAAGGCCGAGAAGAAUAAGAAGAAACUUCCCAAUAAUAAGUCAUCCAAAAGUCGAGCAAGAGGCUCUCGUGUUCCUGCAUAUUGUGUAUGUGGGUAUUGCUUGUAUCUUUUUUUAGUGUUUAUGGACCAACAAAAUAGCAGAACUUGUUGAGAUUGGUGUGUUCUAUGCUGGAAUGUUAGGGGCAUAAAUUCAGGUACUAGAUGGACGGCUUUGAGAAGUAAAAUUGCAGAGGCUCAGUGUGACAUUGUUUUCUUGCAAGAAACAAAAAGAGAGCAA